UUCGUCGAGCAGUAGGAAGCAAUUCAUCUCUCCGUGGGUGAGAAGGACGCGCUCGUGUUGUUUCGUUCUCAAGUUGAAGUGAACUUCAGCUAUCAGCGCGGCGUGCGCCCUGCGCGCAAAAGGAGCGUUUUUUAUUUGUACGGAUCUCGAGGCGCUGAAUUGAAUUGAAUUUAAAUUAGAAGGCCGGGGACAGCUGAUUCUGCUGUUUCUUCACCCAAAAUAUCUCCGCUUCACUUUAACCAUCUACAUCAAGGUGUGGGCGGACAUCCAUGGUUCCAUGUCCCCGCGAGAAGGCGAAUGUUCCUCCCGGGUUUGCGGCUUCAGAUCAGCGGUCAUCCUCUGAGUAAAGACUGUUGACGUCGCCGACUCAGCCCGAAGCACCAAGCGGGCGACCGUUCUCUAAAGCCCGCCUCGCUGUUCUUAUUUCCCCGGCGGUCCACCGAACUCUCUGUCAGUUCCUAUGAGCGCGGCGUUCAGCCCGUCCUCCUUCAUGGUGAUGCAGCGGCCCCUCGGAAGCACCACCGCCUUCAGCAUCGACUCGCUGAUCGGCGGGCCCCCGCAGCCCAGCCCGGGACACUUUGUGUACACGGGCUAUCCGAUGUUCAUGCCCUACAGGUCGGUGGUGCUGCCUCCGCCUCCGCCGCCGCCCUCCGCCCUGUCCCAGUCCGGCCUGCAGCAAUCCAUGCCGGCCGCGCACCCCCACCACCACCACCCGCUGCCCAGCUUGUCCCAGAGCAGCUUCUGCUCCAGCCUGGCGGCGCAGGGCAUGGCGCUGACCUCCACCCUCAUGGCGUCACUGCCCGGUGGGUUCUCCGCCGCCGCCUCGCAGCACCAGCAGCACCACAGCCAGCAGCAGGAGGCGGCCGCCCGGAAGUUCGGCUCAUCAAGGUCGCUGCACGCGGUGUUCGAGAAGAGCCAGGAGCUUCGCGGGGCGGACGGGGACGAGGGGAAGGAGUGCGCGCCGCUCCAAGGCUUCCACGAGUCGGACAUAUCCACAGCUCGAUCCCACGGGAAGGACGACGGCAAGGACGACGAGGGUAGCCGCAAGGACGAGAGCUACUCCAUGGACAGCGACCUGGACUACAGUUCCGACGACAACCUCACCGGCGGCUCCGCGUGCCAGAAGGACGACGGGGACGGCGGUGGAGGAGGAGGGGGGAUAAUGGACGGCCCGGGCGGCACGGGGAGCACCACGUCCACCGGCAAGAACCGGCGGAGACGGACGGCCUUCACGAGCGAGCAGCUGCUGGAGCUGGAGAAGGAAUUCCACUGUAAGAAGUACCUGAGCCUGACGGAACGCUCGCAGAUCGCGCACGCACUCAAGCUCAGCGAGGUGCAGGUGAAGAUUUGGUUCCAGAACCGUCGCGCCAAGUGGAAGCGCGUGAAGGCGGGCAACGUGAACAACAAGACGGGCGAGCCCUCCCGGAACCCCAAAAUCGUGGUGCCGAUUCCCGUGCACGUGAGCCGUUUCGCGAUACGGAGCCAGCACCAACAGUUGGAGCAAGCCAGGCCUUAAGGUCAAAGGUCAAGACGUGACUUAAAAGAAGCGCGUUGUUGAUGGCUUUUCCAAGACGUUUGAACCGCCUUCGAGAAGCGGAGGCCCCUGGGUCACGUGGAGGUAUAUAAAAAAAAUAGAAAAAGGGAAAGCCCAGAGCAGGUGAUGUUGACGUGUUGUUGCUUUACGAUCGAUCCGCCUGUUGACUGGGAUCGCACGGGCCAAAACACCACUCAACGAAGACACUUGAAGGGCCCUUAGGAGCCAAAUGUAAAUAUCCAGGAGCACCGGAUCUUGGGUGAUUGCGGGACCAAUUAAGGACAUUUUAAAUGAUAACUCCUCUGUAUAUUUAAUUCUAAUGACGUUCUGUAAGCGUGUGUGCCCCCCCCCCCCCCCCCUAGAUGCGGUUUGGUUGGGUCCUGAGGUGAGAACAGUUCACGCGGGCAUUGUCUCCACGCCUUUCUCGCCUCAAGUCAGUCAAGAAUCCAACGACCAAUCAAAAACGGCCUCUUGUUGAGAGAAAACAAAAAAGGAACAACAAUUGAUUCCAUGCCUUUUAUGUAUUUUCUUUUGUUUUAUUUUCCUUGACAGAAAAAAAUUGCUGCUAAUUUAUUUAUUACAAAAAAAUGUGCAGAAUUGACUUACAUUCCAUGGCGUAUGGGGUAAACAUUAUAGUGUCCAUUAAAACCGAAACAUUAACAUACUU
Messenger RNA from Gadus morhua (Atlantic cod), 2201 nucleotides. RefSeq names its product gastrulation brain homeobox 2 (gene gbx2). Lineage: Eukaryota; Metazoa; Chordata; Actinopteri; Gadiformes; Gadidae. Bases 461 to 1516 code for a protein of 351 amino acids. Gene Ontology annotation, biological process: regulation of nervous system development; regulation of transcription by RNA polymerase II. The record is from RefSeq and is a predicted model, not a curated record. The transcript has 2 exons. Gene Ontology annotation, cellular component: nucleus. Gene Ontology annotation, molecular function: DNA-binding transcription factor activity, RNA polymerase II-specific; RNA polymerase II transcription regulatory region sequence-specific DNA binding.